GAGCAAACGAGUUGAAGCCUGCUGCAUUAGUCGACACCCGGCAAGCGCGCGCGACAUAAUUCGCAAAGGCUCGGCGCAGCGAACUGGUGCCGCGGAAGCCCCCUCGGAUAGCCACAAACUGCAAGCCAGCAUCGCUGCGCAAAGAUGAGCGCCAUGUCCGCCGCCUCACCUCUACACAACCGUAACAUUGGUUUUAUUGGAGCGGGCGCCAUGGCGAGCGCCAUUAUCAAAGGACUGCUCGCAAGCGGCAUCUCGCCAGGACGCAUCAGCGCCAGUGAUCCCUGGGAGCCGGCGCGCGCCAAGGCCAAAGCUCUAGGCUUGAACGUGACUGGUAAUGCGGAGGUCGCCAUCGUGUCCGAAAUAAUAGUGGUCGCCGUCAAGCCGGACGUCGUCGCCUCAGCGUUAGCGCCCUUGGAACUGCGCGGCAAAUUGGUCGUGUCGAUCGCAGCUGGCGUGCCGCUCAUGGCCAUAGAAAUCGCGGCCGGCAACGGCGCGAGAUGCGUCCGGACCAUGCCCAAUACUCCUUGCUUAGUUGGUGAAGCGGCGGUGGGAGUAGCAAGGGGCACGACAGCUACUGAUGCUGAUGUCGCGACGGCCAUGGCACUAUUCAGAGGUGUGGUCGUCGAGGUCCCCGAGAAGCAGCUCAACGCUGUUACAGCUGUGAGUGGUUCCGGACCGGCCUACAUCUUCUUGCUCAUCGAGGCCCUCGCGGACGGGGGCGUGAAGGCGGGCUUACCGCGCGCCACCGCUCUCAAGCUAGCAGCUCAAACGGUAAAAGGAGCGGCCGCCAUGCAGCUCGCCACGGGGACGCACCCCGGCCAGCUCAAGGAUCAGGUCUGUUCUCCUGGAGGGACCACGAUCGCCGGCGUGGCCGCUCUCGAGGAAAACGGCUUCCGCCACGCGGCCAUCUCGGCCGUGACGGCGGCGAAGGCGCGCGCCGACGAGAUGAGCGCGUCCGUCGCCAAGUAGUCUAUCGCUCGCUCCGCUCCGCUCGAGCACAAAUGCGGACCUCGCGGCGCGUACAAUACCCGCCGGUCC
Messenger RNA from Pelagomonas calceolata, 1038 nucleotides. The record is from the annotation of a GenBank genome assembly. Lineage: Eukaryota; Pelagophyceae; Pelagomonadales; Pelagomonadaceae.